Aspergillus candidus is the source of this 1373-nucleotide messenger RNA. RefSeq lists its product as uncharacterized. The coding region runs from base 1 to 912 and encodes 303 amino acids. Gene Ontology annotation, biological process: maturation of SSU-rRNA from tricistronic rRNA transcript (SSU-rRNA, 5.8S rRNA, LSU-rRNA). The record is from RefSeq and is a predicted model, not a curated record. Gene Ontology annotation, cellular component: nucleolus. The transcript is spliced from 2 exons. Lineage: Eukaryota; Fungi; Ascomycota; Eurotiomycetes; Eurotiales; Aspergillaceae.
AUGACACAACCCAUCUCUACAGGAUUUGAAGCAAAAAUGGUAGGCAAACGGAAGAGAGAUACGUCGGUGGUGUCGAGAUCGACCGCCCAGGUGGAGGAAGACGCUCCUCCUGCUGUCGCCGAUACGUCGGCCCAUGACGUCUUUCGCAAAUUUUUCGAGGCGCAAUUUGAACCCAUUGAGGCGCCCGAGGAGGCUGUCGGCGAAGAGUCCGACGAGGCAGAGGAAGACGACUUCGAUGAAGAAGGUUCUGAUUCCGAAUCUGGGUCCGAAUGGAGCGGCGUGUCUGGCGAGGAUGAAGAAGGCGAAGUGGAGGUGGUCGAGCACCGAGAUGCAUCCUCGAGCGAGCAUCUGGCGAGCAAAAAGGCUCGCAAAGCCUUUAUGUCUUCCAAACUUCCGUCUCUCGCGGAGAAACCGACCGCCGUCAAGCGCGCCCCGACCAAAGAGAAAGAAGAGGACGACCCCAAGGAGGCCGACAACCUGAAACACGACCUCGCCUUGCAACGACUACUCAAGGAGUCGCACCUUUUGGAAGACGCAUCCGAUUUAGCCCCGACGGGAAAGAACCGACUGAAGGCGCUCGAUCUGCGCAUGCAAGAACUCGGCGCCAAAUCAUCGCUGUAUCACCAGAAGAUGCCGUCCGCACACCGGAGAGGCAUCAAAGCCAAGGCCGAGACGAAGGAAGACAAGCGCCGCCGCGACGCACGGGAGAACGGCAUCAUCCUCGAGAAGCCCACGCACAAGAAGAGCAAGUCGAGCAGCGGACACCGGGAGCGCGGCGUCGGUGGACCCUCGGUCGGCAAAUUCGCCGGCGGGACGCUCAAUCUCAGCAAGAGUGACAUCUUCUCUGUUAAAGGGAAGGCCUUGGCUGGAAGGAAGAAGCCUAGUCGGGGGAAGCCUAAGGGUCGUCGCUAGUGCUCUCGGCCGAUCUUUGGUCUGGCUCGAGCGGUCUGCCUUUCUGUCGCAGGGGUAGAGUAGGUUGCGGGCGGCCUAUCUAUCUAUCCAUCUUUCUAUACAUCUACCUAUCUAUUACGAUGACCCAUCGCUUUCAAUUGACGCAUCACGAUCCGUCUCUCGACUGCAGGGCUGUCAGGCUCCGAACCGACAGUUAUCAUCCUCGUCCGCCGAUCAGCCGAUCAGCCGAUCCGGACAUGGUUUAUCGAGAGAUCCUCUCCCUAUCGCACUGGAGACGGGACUACUGGCACGCGUGCGAGCUGAGCCACCGCCAACCAUCUAACGUCAGCGGAUGUCGGCUCUCCGUCCGGUGGGUCAGCACUGGCUCCGCCCGGUUCUAUAAUUAUGACAUCCCAAAUUUGGAAACGAUCUCGUCUGGUGUCCUGGUCGGUUCUUGGGGUACAAUGGAGCGCACAGGAGAU